This is a messenger RNA of Neolamprologus brichardi, 6224 nucleotides long. The record is from RefSeq and is a predicted model, not a curated record. NCBI's taxonomy places the organism in Eukaryota, Metazoa, Chordata, Actinopteri, Cichliformes, Cichlidae.
CGUGCGCACUGCCUCCCGCUUCCACGCUCUCCCUCUCUACUGUUGAGUGCAUAAGAGCGGUUUCCUCUGCAGACCACUUUGCAAAGCUCCGUGCAACAAGUUUGCAGGAGCAGCAGCGGCACGCCGUCACGCAGGUUGACUUCCCUCGGCUGGAGCUUGAGCGGCGCUCCACUCAUCCAUCUGUCGCUGUCACCACAAAGUCACCGUACGUGAACGCGGCGUUGCAGGCGCACACACGCACGCUCGCUCACUCACUCACACAGAGCAGAGUGCCAUAAAUUGGUGACUCCGCGCCAGAUGCGGUUUGCUCUCAGCAGCGCGUGGAGUUGUUAGUUAAAUGGAGAACGCAGUGGCGAGAGGAGCAUCUAAGUGCAUGGAAAAAAUGGAGAAAGAAGUGUCGCCCCGGCAGAAGCGACACUACUGCCGCACGACUGCGCUGAACGUCUUCUCCUCGUUUUGCUCCGUGGCGUCCGUCGCCUUCUGCAUUUUCCUGAGCAUUAGCGGAGCUGACAUCAAGAACCGAGUUGUGGAUUUGGAGAGUGCCAAAGGCGAGCACACCUUCACCCGUGCCCCCGGCUACUCCGUGGAGGAUUUCAAUUCACUGAUAGAGGAAAGAGUGGACGAGCUGCUCUCUCAGCGCUCCUAUGAGAAUUUCGUCAAGAUUCGGACAGCCAGACAAACAUCACCUGAAUGCAAUUGCCCUCCAGGACCUCCGGGAAAGCGGGGAAGAAGAGGCCGUAAUGGAGACCCUGGACCUCCUGGCCCUCCUGGUCCAAAGGGUGAAAAGGGGGAUCAAGGCGACCAGGGACCACGGAUGGUCUUCCCUAAGAUCAAUCAUGGCUUUCUUUCCGCUGACCAGCAGCUCAUAAAGCGACGGCUCAUUAAGGGAGAUCAGGGGCAAGCAGGGCCACCUGGGCCCCCGGGGCCACCGGGCCCUCCUGGACCGAGGGGGCCUCCAGGAGACACUGGUAAGGAUGGGCCCAGAGGUGUGCCUGGUCUACCGGGUGAUCCAGGACAGCCUGGGGAAACGGGACCCCUGGGACCUGAGGGGCCGCAAGGGCCGAAGGGUUCACUCGGGCCUCCUGGCAUCCCCGGUGUUGAUGGACUGAAGGGGGAUGUUGGCAUCCCAGGACUGGACGGUGUUCCAGGAGCCAAGGGUGAAAUGGGAGAACGAGGUGAAAAGGGUGAUUUGGGUGAGGAGGGACCGAAAGGUGAACCGGGAGAGAAGGGAGAUGCAGGCUCCUCUGCAGCAGGCAUCAAGGGUGAACCUGGAGAGCCUGGAAGAAGUGGACUAAAGGGAGAGCCAGGACUUCCAGGGCUGCCUGGACUACCAGGGAUAAAGGGUGAGCCCGGGUUUCUCGGUCCCCAGGGUGAGCCUGGGCUUCCAGGACUCCCAGGAACUAAGGGUGAGAAAGGUGACCACGGACCACCAGGGAAGGGGGAACGAGGAGAGACGGGACCCGCUGGACCAAAGGGUUCACAAGGAGAGGCUGGCACACCUGGCCCUAAAGGGUCAAAGGGCGAGGGUGGAGAUAAAGGAGACUUGGGGCUCAUUGGACCAAGGGGCCCACCUGGGCAGAAAGGAGAACAAGGUGCCACCGAAAUCAUCGACUACAACGGAAACAUUCAGGAAGCUUUACAGAAGAUUACCACAAUUACAGUUACGGGUCCCCCUGGGCCUCCUGGGCCAACGGGACCACCAGGCAUAAAGGGGGAUCGCGGUCUGCCUGGUCUUCCUGGACUUGAUGGAGAAAGAGGAUACAAAGGCUCUAAAGGAGACAUGGGAAUGCCCGGAGCUUCAGGGGAGAAAGGAGCAACUGGUUUACCUGGCUUACCUGGUGUCAAUGGAAUGAAAGGGGAUAAAGGAGAUGCAGGACUCCCAGGUCCUCAAGGUCCUUCUAUAAUUGGCCCUCCAGGGCCACCAGGGCCCCAUGGAUCCCCAGGACCUAUGGGUCCCCAUGGCUUUCCUGGACCAAAGGGUGAACCUGGUUUGCAUGGGGCAAAGGGUACUCGAGGAGAACCAGGACACAAAGGGGACCGUGGACCUCUGGGUCUCCCUGGAGCCUCCGGCUUGGACGGCAAGCCUGGAAUUAGGGGCAUGGAUGGGCCUCCAGGUCCUGCUGGUCCAGCUGGGCCGAAGGGGGAUAUUGGUGAGAAAGGAGCACCAGGUGAGCCAGGGCCAAGAGGACCCUAUGGACUACCUGGAGCUGCUGGAACACCAGGCUUGGAUGGGUUGCCAGGCUUAAGGGGAGAAAAAGGCGACGUUGGGGAAAGAGGAGAAAAGGGGGAGAAGGGAAAGAAGGGCAAAAAAGGGCCUAAGGGCGAGAAAGGAGAACAGGGUGCCCCAGGAUUAGAUGCACCCUGCCCAUUGGGCCCCGAUGGUUUACCAAUGCCUGGGUGCUGGCAGAAGUGAUCACUCUAACCUGAAACGCAUGGAGUUUGUAAAUAAUGCUUCUUUUACGGUAUUUAUAGUUUUUUAAUGGGAAAACAAGUCUAAAAGAAAAGAAGUCUGUGUGUACAAUGCUACAAAAAGAGAUAACUGUCCUCCCCCAACCCCACUGUCCGACCCCGCUGCAAGUUUCAUGCUCUUGGCUGCUUCUACUCACAUUGCCGUGUGGAAAAAAAACAACAACAAAAAAAACAAAAACCACGUGCGUCCGCUCUUUCACAUCCACGCCGUGGUGGAGCUCAGAUCCUCGGCUGGUGGCAGAACUUGUCUCUUUAGUCUUUGCAUGGCUCAGACUGGAGCGUCGCAGCCCGGCCAGAUUCACGGGGGGUGGUGAAAGGAGGCGUGGGAGGAGGAGGAAGUGGAUGAGGUGGGAUCUGGACUGGCUCCCUAACACCAAAACGCUAGGUGUUUCUGUGUUGCUUCGUCUCAACAACCUCACCACACUUUCAUGCAGCACCAUUCACUCAAAGACUAAAAGAAAAAAAAAAAGGACUGUACCAAGCAGAACAUUGCACCCCUGCCCUCCCCACUCCUGAAAAAGCAUGAGUAGUGUACUGAAACUAUAUUUAUAUGUAUUGUACAUACAUGUCACUGUUUUGUGGUUGCGUCAUGGCUUCUGCAGAAAAAACAACACUAACAAAAAAAAAGAAAAGCCUCUAGAGUUCUGAAUAAGUAAUUUUUUUUUGCUUUCCUUUAAUCUUCCCAAGGGAGUCACGCCAUGGCUGGUAGCCUGAAUGUCCCCCCAGAAAGUAAAGCUGUUGGUUAUUGUUGCUUUAUUGUGGUGAUGCCUGCAGAGGGUAUCAGCAGGUUUAUCACUGUUGCACUCAUGAGGCUCACUCAUUGUCAGUGCGGUGCCUCCAAACAGGUCUCUGGACAAGAGGGGAGGGGUAUGGGGUGGGUGGGUAUUGGGGGAGGUAAACUUGGCAAGCUCGCAGCACUGACAGGGAAACGAAUCAGCCUCACACGGAUUUGAGUUUGGACGGGCGUGCUCGGGAACCGUCUCCCAGCACGGGAACGGACUCUGCAGGAGAGCCUCCAGGAGUCUCGCGGAUCUUACGCCAAGAUCAGCAGGAGCGUCUCCCUCUCCUAACGGGCAAACGCGUGGUUUACCGAGAGCGUUGACAGAACGCGAUUGAUCACGUUUGUUUCUUUACUAUUUUUUAUCUCUUUCGUUUGUUGGUUUUUCACUCCCCCUCUCUCAUUUUUACACAUGGUUUGUAUUUUAUGUAUAAUAGCCUUUGGUGCCUCAAGCUUUUAUUCAUUCCUUUAUCAGAAAUGUACAACUUUGUAUCACAUUUUGAAUAAUUACGAUGAAGUUUGUUUUCUAUUUUCUUUUGUUUUUUUUGUUUUCCAGAAGGGAAAGCGUUGUAAGCUGUGGGAGGAUUGAAAAGCCGCACUGUUUUUCAUGUAUAUGUUUUUACAGGAUGUUGAAACCGCAUGUAGCUUCGAGCUUCACCUGAGCAUACAUUGAGAUUGCAUUCAUCUUAGUUGUACAGCCACUGAUCGGACUCACGGUUUUAAAGAAGCUCAGUAUUUGUACAAAGCACAUCCGAGCAUAGUCUGCAGAUAUGCUACUUUCUCAUUCUGGACUUGUACGGGAUAUUAUUUGUACAGUGUUGUCAGUUUGCUGCAUGUUCACAGUUUAUUACAUACGGAUUUCUUAAAUACUGAAAACAGGCAUCAGUUUGAGGAAGUGCAGAGCUUUGUUUAGUGGUCUUCAGUGAGAUUUAGCCGAACACACACAGUCCCUGGUAUUUCAGAUGAAGGCAGAUUGUGUUGAAUCUAGCCCGCCACACCGCUCUCUUCCACCUCACAUUGUCUUAAAUAUGUUGAAAAAAGUGUUACAAUGCAAGAAAAGCUAAAUUUGGCAUUUACCGCAAACUGGUCUCCUUCCAUUAGUUCACCGCAGUCUAACUGGUGGCCGGUUAACAUCACAUUCCUCAUCAGAUGGAGCAAAUCAAAAAAAGUGAAUGGAGCAGUAGGUUUAUUUUUCACCAUGGCUUAUACAUCCUUUCACGUUCCCUAUCUUUAUCUUGCCUUUUGACAUAGUAGGUGCUGUGUAGGGUUUUCUUCAACAUUAGAAUCGUUUGCUGUAAGAGCCGAUGGGAAACAAAGUAAAACAAACCUGUUGUGAAGCAGCAGCAGCCGCCAGUGGAUCCGAAAGGAUUUCCACCCACGUGGUUUCUGUGUGACGUACAGCUCAUCUCACCAUUUUAAAAGAAUGGAUGCACAUCAGUGUAGGUUCUUACGGUGCUACCUGAUAAGCAGGUCAACAGCAGUUGAUGCGCUCUAACAGUGGCGAGAACUACACGAGCAGUUUCUUUAUUGUUGUUGGAGUUUUAUGUGUGUAACAAUUUCAAGGUUUUUUUUUUUGUGCCUAUAUUUGUGUAUUUUUGUCUCAGUAUUUUAAGUGGUACAUUAUUUAUUUUUCUAUGAUUUCUUAAAUGAAGGCAUUUUGGUUCUGAACAGCAUUCCUUCCUGACGUGGGUUUCCGCCGUUCAUACGAAGAGUUUCGGGUCACGCUAAGGCAUCGCGAAGCUGCGAAGGAGCUCUGUAGUGGGGCGUCACAGAUCGGUGUGUAGUCACUGUGCAUUUACUUCAACUUAUAGGCCUUACCAUGACAUACAUCCGCUUUUAUUAAUUUUGUGUGUCAGAAAAAGCUAGUACUGAAGGCCUGAAUGUUGACGGGCACAGCCAAUGCAACAGUACACAGCUGAACAUGACCGCCUUUUUUCUCUCUCACGCUUUCUCUUUGCAUUGAAUGUAGUUUGAUAUAUGUAUAGUGGAUUAUUAAUGUACUGUGUGUGCUCAUUUGGCAUAAAGUGCAAUUUAUACUUUAGUUAAUGUGUGUAACGUCAAAUGCAGCUGAAUUAUCGCAUUAAAGUGAUUUCUGUAGCUACAUUUGUUCGGUCAUGCUACCCUUUAUACCACUACCUGGGGACAUUUAAAAAAAAAAACAAAAAAAAACUUUAUUCACCAGAAGACAAUGAAACAUAUGUAAACAUAUGUAAAAACCCUCAAAUUAGAUCAUAUUUUUUUGCUUAAAGUUGCCCCUUCACUUAUAUUUUUAAAGUGUUACUUCCACUGUGUCGUAUUUACUAUGUUUUUAUUCUCUGUUUUAAUUUCCAACCUUUGUUACAGUAUUUGUUCUCACAAGGUGCUGUAUUCUUAGCAUGUGCAGCUAAUUUUUUUAAAUAGACUUUUUUAUUUGAUUGAUUUUGUUUGAGUUUUGUGUUUAUUUGUUGAAGUUAAAGGUUUUUUUCCCCUGCUAUCAGCAGAAGUGCCAAACAGGUUAUUCCCGUAUGGGUGUUCACAGACCUGGCGACAAGUUUUAAGAAUCUGUAUUCUUGUGUUGUCGCAGAAAUGCCUCAUGUCAGUCAUUACAACAUGAGUGAGUAGGAGGAGGAGAAUGGGGAAGCAGCCACAGUGCUCUUCCUCCUUGAUGUUGUGAAAGACGCUGGUUUCUCAUGAGGACGUGUUGAUGCUCCAAUGCACAGCAGCCUUGCUGACGUAAUUCUGUUGCCACAUAAAUGCAGACUGUAGCAAAAGUUUUAAGAAAACUUCAUUCUGUGACUUAUUGGAGUUACGAUUAUAAUUUUGGGGGGGUUGUGGUAAAUGUUCAGUUUCUGCUCUGCAUUGGUAUUUCUUGUGUUUUUUGCCCACUUGGUUGACAUUUCUUUGAAGAGCCUUGUGUUCACUCACUAUAUUUCAAGUUGACAUUACAUAUGACUGUACUGUUGGAGCCAAAUAAACACAGUCUUUCAAAUACACUAAA